Hyaloperonospora brassicae is the source of this 2985-nucleotide messenger RNA. Lineage: Eukaryota; Oomycota; Peronosporomycetes; Peronosporales; Peronosporaceae. The record is from the annotation of a GenBank genome assembly.
AUGGAGGUGACAACGACAUCGGACAACGACGUACUUGCACGAGUGGAGGAUAAAAGGCGCGACGCAAACGGGGACGAAGACACUGAUGUAUCGGACGUGGUUGAGAGUGAGACGUCAGUGGAAAUCGAUGAAGGGAGUGAGUCGGGCGUAAAGGAGAGUGGAGCUACUGAGAAUGCGCACAAGAUAGUGGAAGAGAAAGAAGAAACGACAAACCCGCUUGUCAAGAGCUCUUUGCCCUCCAACAAAUCCUUUGACCGUCAAGUGAAGGCAUUGAUUACAAGCUCGGAAGCGUACAUCUACUUCGAUCAGUGGAAAAGCAAACUAAACGACAGGAGCACAGUUACGCGGCUACGUCUAGCAUUCGAGCAACUGCUACCAAGACUUAUGGGAGCGCGGGACUACGCAGGUGCAGCAAAAGUUCUGGGGGUGAUAUAUCAUAGGUUCGUCGUGACCCCAGGAUUAUGUAUUGAGGCUAGCCUUGAGAUCUUACGCCGGCAAGAAGACUACCGCAGUGCUCUGUUGAGUUUCUACGAGGCAGCUGCAGAGGUCCAGCAUGUUGACAAAAUGUCAAUUUUAAAGGAAAAGUGGCUUUUUCACAUUGCUCACGGAGAGUUUUAUGAGGCCUAUCAUAUGUACCGAGAUACCAUCGAGCCGAUCGAGGAAGCUACAGACGAUGCAAGGUUGCUCGCCAAUUUUGGAAUUUUAUGCUACUGGCUUAUCUUUGUUGAGUCCAAAACACUGCGCGACCGGUUUGUCCGGGAACACACGGACUACGAUGACGAAGAGGAUGAUCAUUUGGACGCUGCAGACAAUACGAAUUGUGGCGCGAGCGGCGGUGUCGAAUCCGUGAUCGAGUCCAAUUACUGCUUCAAAACACCCAUUGGGGUCCACGUUUUGUAUCAGCACGCCAGUAAUGCACUGAGACGUGCCGUAGCGCUAAGUCCGAAUUCGGCAAUGUUUGUGGAGUACUAUGUGCAGCUUCUUGUGCUCGUGGGCGAUAUCCAGCCAGCAUGUGACUAUCUUGAGGCUUUCUUCCACAUGAACCCGGAUGACCCUCAUGGAUCGAGAAUGCUUGCACAGUUUCUGGAGCACUAUUAUCCGGAUUCGGUGGAUGCUCAGGUUGCUGCGUUCGCCAGGUGGAUGAAAAAUGACCCUUCAUGUAGCUACCCACUGGAAAAAGUGCUGGAACUCUCCAGCGCUGGCGUCGUGUCAUCUGUUACGCUGACAAGAGUCUUAGUUGAAGCGCUUGACACGUGUGGCAGUGAUUUGUACGUGGAACAAAGCCCAGACAUGGCAUUGACGUUGUGGAGAAAUCUGGCAGAAUUGCUUGCCGCGAUGGAUGAGGACGUGUUUCUGAUGGAUCAAAUCGAAGGGGGAGCCACCGAUCCGUCAAGCCGACAAACGAUUGCAGAUGUGGGAGCGCAGCGUGCUUGGUGGAAACGGGUCUUUUUUGUUAGGCCGAGCACGUAUGAUGAGGCGGUAGCCGUCGCAAAACGCGACAGCAAUUUCAUGCAGGUGUCCAUUUAUCGAGCUGUCGUGUCGGACCACCUUUUUCCCGGUCAGCUUCCUCUGACAGAAGCUCUGCGCUUGGUGAUGGCCUCACCAGGUGUAAUUUCUUGUCAAGAUCACGUUCGCUUGUUUAAAAGCUUUUUCCCCUCUGUUUCGAGCACGAAGGUCACCAACGCAGCGUAUACACCGUUUUCGGACAUGUCAUUUAUGCACGUCACUGACGAUUGCAAGCAAAGAGUGUUACCCGUGUACAAGGGAAGCUCAACUACUGUGCGCGUGAUCGACCGUGAGUCGAUUGUGGAAAGAGAGGCAGCUAGCGAACAAGCCAAGGUGGCGGUGACGCGAACGGGAAAAGCAAAGGAAGUGGACGAGCAAUUUGUAGAGGAGCUUUACGAGGCAUUGGAGUCUGAAGUUGUUCUUUCGGGAUCAAGCGACCAGCUAUCCCGAAGAAAGCGCAAAGCUGAUGCAGCUUUUGCAACUUCAGCACUGAUUCCGGGUUUCGUCCGAAUGGUUGAAGAAGAAGUCUAUAACGACCCGAAAGCCGCUGUGCGGCACAUUUACUCGGCGAUAUACCAAAAGCUGCGUCGCUCCGAUAUGCUCGUACCGACGUCAAAAGUGGUGGCGCGCUGUGCGAACUUCUUUCGAAACCGAUUGAAGAAAAACAUAGAGGCGUACGGUCACAGCGGGAUGAUGAUCCGACACGAGGAAUUCAUUGCUAUGUAUCUGCAUCGUCAGAGAACAAAGGGUAUCUACGAAGUGACGACAGACGCCGCUAAAGCAGCUGUCGAGGAGAUGAAACGUGUUUUGCCUAGUACACAUCCACACUUUCCGAAUGAGGAUCUUGUAGAAGAGACGAUGCGCAGGAAAACAGCAAUGUUUGCCCGCCAGCGAAGACUUGGGCUAAUGCAUCUCAAGCAAACGCUGAAGCCUGUGCUACAAGAGAUCGUGUAUGUUGUCGAGAAGGUCUUCGUCGAUGCGGUCCACUCGGUUUGUGUCCGAAACGGGUUGUCAGGUGUGAUCACUCGCCUUGACAUUGCCCGAACAGUGCAAAACAUUCUGCCAAUGCACUAUCACAGAGUGGUUCAGAGGAUGCCGGUUCGCUUUACUCAAAAGCUUUUCUCGCCCACGUUUAGGAAGAACUGCAACACGCUCGAAGCCAUCCUCCAGAAGCUCAAAAGAGAAGGAUGUUCGCGAACGGCAGAAGAAGUACAAGUGCUUUUUUGGGUGGAGAGGCACGAAGCCUUGCAUGGUCCCAUCGAUGACAUCGAGGAAGAUACUGCUGAAGGAGAGCGCAAAGACGACACGAGCAGUAGCGACAGUAGCACCAAUAGCGAAAGCGGCGGCGAAAGCGUUUGUGAAAAUGACAACAGUGAGGACUCGGCUGAGGAUGACGGCGCUGAUGCCGACAGCGGUGGUGACUUUGACGAGCACAGCAAGGAUGGCAGCGAUAGAAGUGACUGGGAUGAGACACGUUAG